AUGACCAGCAGGCUACUCCCACCACACCAACGCACGCUCGGGUUUCUCCUCUGUCUCGUCCUCCUCAUCGCACUCGUAAACAUCAUCUUCACAGGGCUGACGCUAUACGAUGGACGCGUCACGUCCAAUGGCUUCCCGUCUGAGAUAUACAAAGCCGCGAUAAUAGUCUUGCUCGUCGCUGGAUUUUGGACCGUCCUUGUCGGGACGGUCAUGUUCAUCUUGGCUAUCGGUGCAGAUUUGGCAGCUGCUGGUGUAGUUACCGCACUCUUCUUCAGCACCUUUGGCUUGCUCUCGACGGGCCUUUGGAUUGUUUCCGGUCUCCUCAUCAAAAAGGCUCACCUCUCGAAUACCUCUGACACGUCUUCUGCGACUUGGACAUGUCCGCCUGGGCUUCGGUACCCAUGGGCUCGAUGUCGAUUCAUCGGCGAGAUGGAAAUUUUAUCCUACGUCCUCACGGGAUUGUGUGGUGCAUUCACGCUCUUGUGUAUCGCGUGGGUGAUUCGGAGGGUCAUUCUUCGGACGCGCCACCUACGCGUCUAA
This is a messenger RNA of Serendipita indica DSM 11827, 540 nucleotides long. The record is from the annotation of a GenBank genome assembly. NCBI's taxonomy places the organism in Eukaryota, Fungi, Basidiomycota, Agaricomycetes, Sebacinales, Serendipitaceae.